CGCACAACAUGCACUUUAAUUACGAUGAUAUGGUAUCUGCUUUAUGUUCUACGAGGGUAAGUGUGUCAUGUUAUUGGUCAAAGCCAACUCUUCCCCAUCCUAGGUGACUGCAUUCUAUUUCUUACUAUCGUGCAAACAGAACUUUGAACCCACCCAUACUUCACGAUGAUCACCAGCUUCACAGAUGGAUGUCCCAUCUCGGGAUGGUCAUGGCACGGCACGCACUUGCGACUAUCGCCGUUACGGUGUCAAUUGGCACAUAUCUUUCGUUGCCGAUCCUGUAUCUCCGCCAGCCACCCUUCUCCUCGAAAUACCCAAAUCUCUCGGGCCAUGCGUGGACGUCAAUCCUGCCCUUUCCAGGUGGAGAUAGUUUGAUUCCAGAUAUCUCGAUCAAGCAGCUUUGGAUUCAGGGCAGCUGGAUUAAGGCCUUGGAGCGGGAGACCCUCCUCGAGGCAGUCGACAUUCAAGAGGCGCUCCUGGGACCAAUCUCGAGUUGGGCCACGACACUGUUGCGCCAUGAAGGUACUAGUGGUAUCCUCGGAGAACCUGCCAAGCGCAGUGCGUUGGAAUCCGAUGCGGCUGUCUCCUUCAUCCACUCGCCUCUUCUAUACUGGAAUGGUUCCGCAGCAAUCGAAUCGACCGACUCCAUCCUGGCUGCAAUCAACAGUCCUAUAACCCGAAAAUCCCCUGCAAAUAUCACCCUGACACCGGCCUCGGUCUUAUUGGAACCGGUGUGGUCGGGCGAUAGACUUGUUGCAGCUGACGCACUCGUCGUGAGUCUCUUCUACAAGGCGGGAUCUCGGGCUGGGGAGAUAUGGAAUGAGCGGGUGGCGGCACUAACGGAAGCUGGCGAGGGCAGAUGGGACAUCUAUAUGGAUGAUGAUGGUGGGACAGGAAGCAAACUCUUACAGUAUCAGUCUCGCCUGGUUAGUGCUCAAGAUGAGGCUAUAUUUUUUGGCGCCUAUGGCCUGGUGGCACUUCUCGUCUUCCUGGGUUUAAGAAACCUAAAUUCGUUGAGAAGCAAGAUCGGUUUAUUGGUAGCGAUUGCUGUGAAGGGAUGCUUUUCGAUUUGCUGCAGUUUUGCAGUUGCUACAUAUUUCCACCUCGACAUUUCCAAUAUUCCUCUCGAGGCAUAUCCGUUUAUCGCUCUUGUGGGAGCAUUAGAUAACAUAUUUCGACUCAUCCAUGAAGUAGAAAGAACACCUCUUCUAGAUCGACCUAAACGCCGAUUAUCUAUAGCACUGGGAUCCGUAGGACAUUUAUUGCUUAUGGCAGUAGUGCAGAAUGUUUUUAUUCUUUUGAUCUUAUCAAAGCUGCUCCCUCCGGGCUUGGCCGCUUUCUGUUAUUUUGCUGCGCUCUCUCUAGUAAUUGACAUGCUCUUCUUUUGGUCAUUCUUUGUGGCGAUAUUAGCUAUCAAUUUGCGGAACUAUGGAAUACAAGAUUCGUUCGAGAAUGUAGGUCAGCAUCGUGAGGGCACCGAGGACGUUAAUGGAUCAGCUAUUCAUGGAUUCAAUCUCCAACAACGAAGAGAUACUACUUGGCGAUGGUGGCAGGCUAUAUUAUAUUUCGUAAGAGACCAGGGAACAGUUGCCAUUCUACUGUAUAUUUCCAUGCUGGCUUGGCACUUCACCCCUGGAAAGAUCUCAUUUAACUUCAACCAAGAGUUUACGUCUGCUCCUGGCCUGGGUAGAACCCAAAUAUCACCAAACUACCCGACUCGCCUCAAGACUGUAUUGGGACAGUCAACAGAUUCAAGGGGUUGGCUCGAAAGUCAGGACUACAACACGAUGAAAGAAAUACACCUCUUAGCUGAUGCUCGAUUACAGGGCUUUGUUGCUAGAAUCUACAGCCCUUUGAUUGUUGUGCCAAAAUUCACGAACAGAAACGUGUCAUUACAGACGAAGAUAUCUAAGUCGUUCCUAAUAAACAGUUACACACCCACGCAGUUCUGGCUAUAUAUUGUUGCCCUCUGUUCCCUAUUAGCAUUCUUUGUCUCGAAUUACUCGUCCCAUUCCAAACAGGACGAGGAAGAAACACGAAUCCAAAAACCCGACAGUCUCUGUUCUGUCCGCUACCUCCCUCAUGGUCACACCUUGGACGUUUACAUACUAUCUACAUCUACCAAGCCCUAUCUAGCAUCGAUAGGUUUUGACCAUGAGAUUAGAGUUUGGGGUUUGAAGCCAAAGAAUAUCACCAGCCAUCUCGCCACUUCUUCUGAGCUGGAAAGUCUAUGGCCCGCAGCUGCUGUUGCUAUUGACGACAAGGGGGAGUGGCUUGCUAUUUGCUCUAAGCGAGGCGAGUCCUAUGCUUUUUCGUACCAGGAUUUCUCCCUGAUUGUCAGCACUCAACGUUCUUAAUGGUUGGCGCAAAUGGCAUUUUAGUCAAGGUCGAAGGCAAAGCUGAAGAUGUUAUAUUACACCAAAUCUGCGCCAGGCAAAUUCGAUCGUCCCACCUCAUCUCUCACCGGCAUGAUCCGCUGAGACUCAUCUCGGUCACUGAGGAUGACGAGAUAUAUAUUACCGUUAACCGAGAAAACGGCUGGAUGUCCCAGGCUCUCCAUAUCCCGUUAACUACUUUGCAACAGCCCUCGCGGUUGCGCUUCACUGUCAUUCCUGAUCUGAAAAUGGUUGGGUUGGCGUUUAACAUGGUCACAUCUCAAUUGUAUCUAAUUGACUUUCUGUCAGCUUCUCCGAUUUAUGUCUUCCAACCUAAGCCAUUUAUACAUAGUACAUUGAGGACUAUCCACUCCCCACCUCAGCAGUGUCUCUCGUGUGGAGCAGUAGCACUUGUAUCAUUCUCGAUCGCAUACAGUGAAGUUCAGGAUGGACGAUUCACAAUGCUCACACUGUCUGCGGAGCCAAAUCCACGUAAAAGGAUAGGAUUGUUCUGUCUCCGUGCGGAAAGAGACGCUAGGGAGAGGAGAUGUAUCGGGUUUCACGGUAGCACAGAAAAUUCUUACUCCAUGUCACAAGCAGGGGCAUGGGAAGCCACUGCUUCCAAUGGCGUGGCUGGAGUAAGACGAGCAAUUCCAGAUGUCCAGGUCGUGCGUGAGGGCAUACGAAAUGGCAUACUAUUCAGAAGAGGAGAGAAAAGGGCUCGGAAAGAGCCCAAGCUAGACGAGGAAGGAUGGGAAGCCUGGACGAUGACUGCAAGAGGAAUAAUCAACACCCAUCCGCUCCAGGUCGAGGUAGUUACAAGUAGGGUUGGCCCGAUAAAACCAAUUGGAAGAAACGCAAUUGCUGUGGGCUUGGCGGAAGAUAUAGUCCUAGUACAAUUUGGGGACCAGAUUCAUGAUAAUGACGACGAUCAUGGCGUGGUCGUGAGAAGAUUGCCACAUGCAAGAUCGGCAGGCAGAUAUAAGUCUAGUUAAUGAUAUCAUAAAUACCUUUAAGCAA
Molecule: messenger RNA, 3395 nt
Organism: Pseudogymnoascus verrucosus
Lineage: Eukaryota; Fungi; Ascomycota; Leotiomycetes; Thelebolales; Thelebolaceae
Exons: 5
Coding region: 189-2357 (722 amino acids)
Biological process (GO): SREBP signaling pathway
Cellular component (GO): endoplasmic reticulum membrane; Golgi membrane
Molecular function (GO): sterol binding; protein binding
Source: RefSeq, a predicted model, not a curated record